AUGGCAAUCUUCAACCGUAAAUCCAAGGACAGGCCAUCCGACGUGGAUGGAGCGGCUGCACCGACAGAGAAGGAGAAAGUCAAAUGGUCAAAGAGACCCGCGAACACCGCUUUCAAGCAACAACGUCUCAAGGCAUGGCAGCCAAUCCUCACUCCUAAGGCAGUACUACCUACCUUGUUUAUCAUCGGCCUGAUCUUCGCUCCUAUCGGAGCUCUGAUAGUCUGGGGAAGUGGGAAGGUUACAACAAUAACUCUGGACUACACUCAAUGUGAUGUCGACGCUCCAACAGAUGGAUCCUUCCAAACCAUGCCAAGCAGCGCUUAUGACUAUGCGUUUAAGUCGGGCUCUUCAGAUACAAAGUCGUCCAUUUCCGCGCCUACUUGGUCCUUUAGUAAUGAUUCGUCCAGAUCAGUUGGGCAGGAGGCGAGAUGUGAGAUCGAAUUCGAAGUCCCUUACAACUUGGGACCCGGUGUAUUCCUAUAUUACAAAUUGACCAACUAUUACCAGAAUCACCGUCGUUACGUGAUGAGUCUAGAUACAUCUCAACUAACGGGUGACAGAAGAUCUGCAUCUCAAAUCGAUAGCGGGGAUUGCAAACCCAUCACUUCUUCAGGAGGCAAGCCUUACUAUCCUUGUGGGCUUAUCGCCAAUAGUGUUUUCAAUGAUACAUUUGGACCAGUGGUACUUCUCAAUGCUCAGAAUGGCGCUCAGAACCAAACCUACAAUUUUACUGAGAAGGGAAUAGCUUGGGGAGGUAUCAAGAAGAACUAUGUUGUGACACCAGGCUAUGACUCACCUUCCGAUGUCCUACCACCUCCUAAUUGGGCUCGUCGUUAUCCCGACGGUUAUACAGAAUUCCCCAAUUUAUACGAAGACGAGCAUUUCCAGAUUUGGAUGAGGAUUGCAGCAUUACCUACUUUCAGAAAGCUAUGGGCUCGGAACGAUGAUGAAGUGAUGACUCAAGGAAGGUACAGAGUGUCUGCAUACAUGAACUAUCCCGUCAAACAAUUCACGGGAACAAAAUCCAUCGUCAUCUCGACCGUAUCAUGGAUAGGAGGCAAACAACCAUUCUUAGGAUGGGCCUACAUUGCUGCAGCUAUACUUUGUGUCGUUCUCGCUAUCGCUGGUCUGAUCAGACAUCUCGUUAAACCAAGGAAGUUGGGGGACAUGUCGCUUCUCUCGUGGAAUCAACCCAACUCAGGUAGAUGA
Kwoniella botswanensis is the source of this 1209-nucleotide messenger RNA. RefSeq lists its product as uncharacterized. The record is from RefSeq and is a predicted model, not a curated record. Gene Ontology annotation, cellular component: endoplasmic reticulum; plasma membrane; Golgi apparatus. The coding region runs from base 1 to 1209 and encodes 402 amino acids. Lineage: Eukaryota; Fungi; Basidiomycota; Tremellomycetes; Tremellales; Cryptococcaceae. The transcript has 10 exons.